AUGACGAAUCCAGCUCCAACGCACAGCCACGCGACCGCCGCCAACAUCUCCGUCUUGACCGUCAUCCUGACACCGGCGUUGGCAGGUCGAGACGACGUAGCCGCAGACGGCAAAGAGAGCGUGACAGUAGGCUUAGGACUGGGGCCAGAGGCGAGUGUAGUCUUGUUUGCCGGGAGGGUGGGGGGCAUAGAGACAGAUCCUGUAGAUGAGGGUGUGUGCUGUGACGAGAGAGUCAGAGUGCUGUUGUCUGAUGACCCAGAAGAAGCAGUGGAAGUAGCUAAUGAUGAAGAAAGAGAAGAUGAACUUGAAGGUGGUAGCGAUGAAGUCGUCGAGUUUGACGACGAAGAAGUCUCCGAUGUAGGAGACGACGAAGACGAAGACGAAGACGAAGACGAAGACGAAGACGAAGACGAAGACGAAGACGAAGACGAAGAUGAAGACUCCACAGAUGACGAAGUAGUCAAAGAAGCGCUCACACUCACCAGCGUGGACUCCACAGACGCAGAAGACGACGGCAAUGACGACUCAGCCGAAGAAACCAACACCGAUGAUGGCGCAGUGGUGCUCACGCCCUCUGUCGUCGUCGCCGUCGCAGCUGCACUGGUACUAGUGCUCUGA
This is a messenger RNA of Pyrenophora tritici-repentis Pt-1C-BFP, 618 nucleotides long. The record is from RefSeq and is a predicted model, not a curated record. NCBI's taxonomy places the organism in Eukaryota, Fungi, Ascomycota, Dothideomycetes, Pleosporales, Pleosporaceae.